Morus notabilis is the source of this 1560-nucleotide messenger RNA. RefSeq names its product cytochrome P450 71D9-like. The record is from RefSeq and is a predicted model, not a curated record. The coding region runs from base 1 to 1560 and encodes 519 amino acids. NCBI's taxonomy places the organism in Eukaryota, Viridiplantae, Streptophyta, Magnoliopsida, Rosales, Moraceae. The transcript is spliced from 2 exons. Gene Ontology annotation, molecular function: monooxygenase activity; iron ion binding; heme binding.
AUGGAGCUCCAAAUCCCCUCCUUAUUCCCAAUUCUUUUCACUUUCUUUGUCUUUAUGUUCAUGGUUGUGAAGAUAUUCAAACAAGUGAAAACCGUAAAGCAAACUUCGAAACUGCCCCCAGGGCCCUGGAAGCUUCCCAUAAUAGGAAAUCUGCACCAACUUGUAAGCUCUUUGCCGCAUCGUGCAUUUACAGACUUGGCCAAGAAACAUGGACCAUUGAUGUACCUAAGGCUCGGACAAGUUCCGACCAUAGUAGUUUCGUCGCCGGAGUUUGCCAAGGAGGUAAUGACAACCCAUGAUGUUAUCUUUUCCUCUAGGCCCAGCCUUGUUGCCACAGAGAUAUUGUCCUAUAAUUCUACUAACAUUGCCUUUGCACCAUAUGGCAAAUAUUGGAGACAACUUCGAAAAAUUUGCAGACAAGAGCUUUUGAGCGCCGAGAGGGUUCAAUCUUACCAACCGGUUAGAGAAGAGGUGCUGUCCAAUCUCAUUAAAUGGAUUGCCUCCCAUGUUGGAUCUCCUAUCAAUCUUACUGAGAGAAUAUAUUGGGCUACAUUUAGUAUCGUGUCAAGGGCAGCCUUUGGUAAGAAGAGCAAAUUAGACCAGGAGAAGUUCAUAAGGGUUGUGAAGGAAGCCAUAAAGGUUGCAGCAGGUUUUGAAGUCGCCGAUUUGUUUCCUUCCGUCAAGAUUCCUCGUCGGUUUACUGGUUCGAGGCUUAAACUUGAGAGGCUGCAUCAAGAGGCUGAUAGGAUGAUGGAAAACAUCAUCAAUGAACAUAAAGUGGACAAAGAUGAAGCAAAAAGUGGCCAUCUUGAGAAAGAAGAAGUUUUGGUAGAUGUUCUUCUAAGAUUUCAUAGCUGCGGUGAGACCGGUUUUUCCCUAACAACCAACAACAUUAAAGCAGUAAUCUGGGACAUCUUCGCAGCUGGGAGUGACACAUCAUCCGUAGCAGUAGACUGGGCUAUGGUAGUAAUGAUAAAGAAUCCAAGAGUGAUGAAAAAGGCACAGGAAGAGGUGAGAGAAGUCUUUAGUAGAAAAGGGUCGGUCGACGAAAUAAGCAUUAGUGAGAUGACAUAUUUAAAAUGUAUUGUCAAAGAGAUUCUGAGACUACACCCUCCUGCUCCUUUGCUAGUUCCAAGGGAAUGCAGAGAGAAGUGUGAGAUUAAUGGUUUUGAGAUACCAGAGAAAACCAGGGUCAUAAUUAAUGCCUCGGCAAUAGGAAGAGAUCCGAGAUAUUGGACCGAACCCGAGAGUUUUAUACCAGAGAGGUUUUUGGAUAGUUCUAUUGACUUCAAAGGAACAAAUUUUGAGUUUAUCCCAUUUGGGGCCGGAAGGAGAAUAUGCCCGGGCAUGUCCUUCGGUGUUAUCAAUGUUGAGCUUCCUCUUGCAUUGUUGUUGUACCAUUUCGAUUGGAAACUCCCCAGCGGAAUGAAGCCUGAAGACAUGAACAUGACCGAGGCCUUUGGUGCAACUGUUAGAAGAAGAGAUGAUUUGCAAUUGGUUCCCAUUGCUUAUCAUCCUUCGCCUAGUGAAAAAAUUGCACAGGAGAAAUUGUCUAAUUAA